Grosmannia clavigera kw1407 is the source of this 2463-nucleotide messenger RNA. RefSeq names its product aaa family ATPase. The transcript is spliced from 6 exons. NCBI's taxonomy places the organism in Eukaryota, Fungi, Ascomycota, Sordariomycetes, Ophiostomatales, Ophiostomataceae. The coding region runs from base 1 to 2463 and encodes 820 amino acids. The record is from RefSeq and is a predicted model, not a curated record. Gene Ontology annotation, molecular function: ATP binding; ATP hydrolysis activity.
AUGGCUUCGGAAAAGACAGACUCGCGCUUUUCUGUUCUGGAGCAGAAGUACAUCGACCUCCUGGAAAGAAGAGUGCAAGACCUGGAGCGAAAACUUGCCGGUGCAGAAGGAUCUAAGCAGGUGAACGGAACGGCUUCGUCAAAUUCCAAGAAGGCCGAAAAGUUAGAGAAGGAAGAAGAUGAAUCCUCCGAUUCCGAAUCCGUUUCCGAAGGAGAAACAAAAGAUGACGAGGAUAAGGAGAAAGACAAAGAGCCUGACGACGACAGGCGCUAUCGUGUGGUCAUCAGCGAGUACGACCCAAAUACGGGCGAGUAUGUCGAACGAGCCAACGAGAGUCUGGUGAAGCCAACAACCAAACCCAAGAAUUCCAAGAGGGCCUUUACAUUCCAGAAGAAUCGGAGGCUGGGGGCCAUAGCUGGUAAUGAAUCCCGUAACUCUGAGGUGGACAUUGAGUCGUCACCGCUGCAGCAGUUGUUGGCCAGGGUGAUGUCCAAGCUGGACGCUGGCAAGAGCAAGGUGGCCGACAUGAGCUCCCCCUACCAAGAUCUCAUCUGGUGCUGGAAGGAAGCAGAAGAGAUGGCGGCCACGUCCGCUGAGCUAGAGGAGGCCACCAAGACAGACUUCAAGGACGUUGGUGGUGAAGAGAAGCAGGCCAGGCUGGAUCUGCGGGCUCUCUUGAACAUCAUCUCGACGUCAUCGGGUGAUGAGGCCCUCGACACCUACUUCAAAAGCAAGGACGAUAUGAAGGAUAGCCGCACCAUUUCAUUUUCUGCGCUGUGGACGCUAUUCCCUCCGGGCUCCUUCAUCAUUGCCCGUCCGUUCCUCAACCACGAGCAGGUCUUCUUGGUACAGUCCUGCGAGAUCCCCGACACAAACGACAACGAUGCCAAGCUCUCGGUGACUGCGUUCAGCUACGACUGGAAUGGCAACAAUUUCCACCGCGUGCCGUACCGCUUUAUCAUUGAGGAGUUUAAGGAUAAGAAAACCAUAUCCCAGCUUGAUUUCUACCCCCUAAAGUACUAUAGCGAGGGGGACGAAGCCGGCAACGAGCCCCAAGAAAAGAGCGUAGAAAACAUUACUAAAGACGUCGAAAAGCUCAAGGUGAAGCUGAUUCAGCGGGGAAAGAAAUUUGUCGAGUACUCGACGGCUGAAAAGGGAAAAAAGACGUUUAACUACGACGGCCGUGCCUUCUACACUAGCAAUCAUGGUCUCUUCCGUCCAAUUUCGACUGCAGAUCCAGGUGACUCGGAUACGGCCAGCACGGCAGGAACGACAAACUAUGCGUCUUCAGAUAGUCAGACAGCAGGAACGACAAAUCAUAUUAAGGGAACCGUUGUUGUCGACUUCAAGUCUUACCUUGAAUACCAGCCCGAGUCCGCUGAGCGUCUCGGCUCCAUGGCCCCGAUAGGAAGCUCCGUCACUUGCUCCUGCGGCGAGUGUCGCGCCCGCUUUGAGGCUCUGUACCGCUACUCAUGGGACAAGGCCAAAAAGGAAACCGCACUGUCGGACGACCAGUAUAUGAUGCUGCCUCCGCGUGUCCUCGGCUAUUCUCUCGAGCAGAAGCGAUGGGUACACUUGGACAUCGACAGAUUGAAGCAGUUGGCCAAGGCCGACAGCAAGAAUUUUGAUGAGAAGCUGAUGUUGCACGAUGACAACAAGAAACUGAUCAAAAAUUCCGUGAAAGCGCAUGGCAGCCAAAACGUGGUGGAUUACACGCCGAACAAGGGCAAGGGACUGAUCUUGCUGUUAUGGGGCGUGCCGGGAGUGGGCAAGACGCUGACGGCGGAGAGUGUGGCCAUGCUGGCAGGCAAGCCACUCUUUAGCAUUGGCGUGUCGGACAUUGGCACGGAGAGCAGCAUGGUGGAGGCGAACCUGCAGCGGGUAUUUUCCCUGGCAGGUUUGUGGGAGGCGGUUCUUUUGUUGUAUGUGAUGGCCAACCGACUAUUUAUCUUUGGUGCGACUACUAACGAAAAGAACAGUGAUGAGGCAGACGUCUUCUUGGAAGACCGCAGUUCCCAGGGGUCCAACAUCCACCGCAACACCAUGGUCUCAGUGCUCCUCCGCAUCUUGGAAUACUACGAGGGGAUCCUCAUUCUGACGACCAACCGCGUCAGGACCUUCGACAUUGCCGUGCAAAGUCGAAUUCAUAUCGCCAUCGAGUACAAAGAACUCAGCGACGACCAGCGCGAGAACAUCUUCAUCGACUUCCUCAACCAGCUCGUAAGGAUGGACAUAGUCCAAGACUGGAACGCUAUUAAAGAAUGGGUCCAUCAGGAAGGGCGUAUCAAGCAAUUCAACGGCCGGCAAAUUCGCAACACGGUGUACACGGCCAUGGGUAUGGCCCACGCCGAGGCCCGCAAAUUAGAGAGGGCGGAUCUUGUCACGGUGGCACGCAACACAGAGGCAUUCAAAAAGGUUUUGUCCGACAACGAGGCAGUGUACAGGAGCAGACAGAUCUUUUGA